Molecule: messenger RNA, 1203 nt
Organism: Papilio polytes (common Mormon)
Lineage: Eukaryota; Metazoa; Arthropoda; Insecta; Lepidoptera; Papilionidae
Product: LIM domain only protein 3-like
Exons: 7
Coding region: 431-1108 (225 amino acids)
Biological process (GO): positive regulation of transcription by RNA polymerase II
Cellular component (GO): nucleus
Molecular function (GO): DNA-binding transcription factor binding; transcription coactivator activity
Source: RefSeq, a predicted model, not a curated record
CUUGUCGGCUCAUUCCGUCGCGAGCUUCCACUCGGUGUGCACGCGUUCUCGCUGUCUCUUGGAUACGCAAACUUUACUCGAUUUAAACAUCUUUUCAUAGACUGAAAGGUUUCAUCGUAUGAAAUCAUUCACAAAAUAUUUAUUCUUUAAUUUAAUCAGAUUAGAGAAUUUAUUUCAGUUUUAUUCAAUCAAUAAAACAGCAUUGUUAAUUCUGUUGUUAUUUGGAAACGAUUACAGCCGUAAAUUCUGCUGAAAGUGACAAUUGAAGUGGACAAGGAAAUUUAGUUGUGUGCCCUUUAAAAACAUUUCUGUGUAAGUGUAAAAGACAAAGUUGUCUGAAAGAUUUAUCUCUAGUGUUUGUCUUGGACGUCAAGGAGUUUUCCUUUAAGGGGAUUAUUUCGGCAGUAGGUGAUGCGAGAGUGAUUGCACCAUGAUCCGCGAUCCCCCCGCCAUGCACAAGCCCGACACCGCAGCCAAUCAGCAAGAAGAAAACAAAUAUACGCUCAGCAAUGUGUCCGGUACAACAGGGGGCGCAAGGCUGUGCGCACAAUGCGGCAAGGUCAUCACCGAGAGGUUUCUACUGAAAGCCAUGGAGAGGUUCUGGCAUGAAGACUGCCUUAAGUGCGGCUGCUGCGACUGUCGGCUCGGCGAGGUCGGCUCCAAGCUGUACUACAAGGCAGACCUCAUGCUCUGCAAGAGAGAUUAUCUUAGGUUAUUCGGUGCGACGGGCAAUUGUGUAGCGUGCAACAAAGUCAUUCCAGCCUUCGAAAUGGUUAUGCGAGCGAAGAGUUUUGUGUACCAUUUAGAAUGUUUCGCCUGUCAACAGUGCAAUCAUAGGUUCUGCGUAGGCGAUAGAUUCUACCUGUGCGACAACAAGAUCCUCUGCGAGUACGAUUAUGAAGAGCGGCUGGUGUUCGCCAGCAUGGCCGCCAACCCAAGCGGGCUCGCGCAUAUACGAAGACAAGUUAGUGGACUACAGUCGCCAAGCGGUGGAUAUCCUGGCGCGCUGGUUGAGAAGGAGGUUGCGGGGUGCGCGGGAGCGGACGAUGCGUCCAGCGGCUACGGCAGCCCGCCCGACCCCGAACCUGUGUGCGAUGCCGCGCGAUGACCGACCCUCCCGCGCCGACUGCUCGCCUCGAUAAAGCCUCACUGAAUCCUGGCGGCGAGCUGGGGCCGCGUCGGAUCAGUCUCUAGAGCGGGACA